ACCAGUCAGCUGUGCUAUUAGGUGCCUAGCUGAGCGGAGCUAGCUAACAGAAAAAUAACAUUACGAAAAGAUAUUUGGACGGUUAACGAUAUGGAUAAAAAUGCCACGCGAUACAACGUCCAGCUGUAUAUUUAUGAUUUAUCGAGAGGAAUGGCGCGCAGCCUCAGUCCGAUCAUGUUAGGAAAACAACUGGACGGUAUAUGGCACACAGCUAUAGUGGCAUACGGUGAUGAGUUCUUCUUCGGUGGGGAGGGCAUCUCCAGCUGUUCGCCGGGGGGGACAAUGCUGGGACCUCCAGACACGGUGGUGGAGCUGGGUGAAACCGAAGUGUCGGAGGAGAUCUUCAUGGAUUACCUCUCUUCCCUGGGAGAAAGCACAUACAGAGGUGACAGGUAUCGUCUUUUUGAGCACAACUGCAACACCUUCACCAACGAGGUGGCUCAGUUUCUGACGGGCAGGACCAUCCCGUCCUACAUCACCGACCUUCCAUCCGAAGUCCUCUCCACACCGUUUGGCCAGAUCCUGCGGCCCAUUCUGGACUCUAUCCACAUCGCCCCCCCAGGAGGAAACGUCAUCAACGGGGGAAGGAACAUCUAACCUGAGAGAGCAGCAGAGUCAGUGUUCUCCAGGUCACUUCCAUUGUAGUCAGUCACUGAGAACUCUCAACCUCUCCGUCUUUCUUUCUUUCUUACCUUCUUUCUUUCUUUCCUUCUUCUCUUCCUCUCUUCCUCUCUUUCUUUCUUAUUGUAAAUAAACUACAAAGGUAAUUGCUGUAACUGAUAGACGACCAGUUAAUCCUUGAAAUUCAUUAUUUAAGUUUCAUUCCCUCCUCUAAGACGCCCUUCCUGAAAACCACUUAGUCACUGCCCUCGUCGUGACGCUUGAGGGUGCCUGGGUCAGUGCUGAUCAACAGCUGGACAGAAACAAUAGACAGAUGUGGAGUCUUGCAGUAUCAUACCAGCACAGCCUGAUCUCACCGUCGACUUUCCGACUCUGAAAGUUGAGUUUGAUGAAUGUUUUUUUUCUUAGAAGUGAAUGGAAGUAAAAGAUAUUUCACCGAGUAUUUUCCUGAUCAGAUUUGAGGCGCUGCAAGUUUAUUUAGUAUUUAGACUCCACAGCAUGAAAUAUUGCAUAUCUGAUAGCUGUAAUUAAACCAUCUACAACAUUCAAAUACCUCUUAGCACAUUAGUGCAUCAAGCUAAUUUAUUAUAAAAUCAUUUCUAUUCGUUUUUUUUUCCCCCAUUUUGAUGUUGCCACAUGUUUUUUUUUUUAAAAAAGGAUUUUAGCUCCCGACAUAUCAGGUUUCACACACGGGUUACGCAGAGAGAUCAUCUGCUGCUGACUGCAAUGGAAAUAAUCUGAGUGUACACGUUUGCAUAGAUCUGUUUAUUAUAUUCAAGUCAGAGGAGUGAGGAGAAGGAGGGUUGGAUCUUUUAAUGUCAAUCAGAUUUUAAUUUUUGCACUUUUUAUGCUUUGUUUUACUUUUUUGUUAUUUGGUAGCUUGUAUUUGUUUUCCCUUCAGCCACCUUCCCUACCUGCACCUCUCGUGUUUGUUUCUGUUUCUGUUCGAUCCGGCGGCUUUACCUUACAUUAUAUCAUUCCAGUUGUCACAGACAUACGGCAGGUGACCGACGCCUGACCAGCUCAGAGGUUAUAAGCUUACAUAAGAGAUUACAUGAACUGUGUUGAGUGUGUAUCUUUAUAGCAGGACUGGGAUCAGUUCACUCUGAAGUCGGUUGUUUCUUUGUCGACAAAAGUAAAACCCUUCGUAACCCUGGUAACGGCGAGAAGAAAACACAUCCUGGUCCGUUAAAUCUCCUCUGUGACAUGACUAACAGUGAACUGCAUCUCAGCCCAGUUAUAUGACGGACGUCGUGCCUCUCGGCCUGUUGCCAGCUGCAGAGGGAGACGUUGAUCACAGAUACACUUGUUCUAUAAUUAUUUACAAUUCAUGUUGCUCCAGUUGCCAUGUGGGUAAUUUUAAACAAAUUGCACAUCCACAGAUAUUUUUAACGUAGAGGUGACCGUACGCGGGGCGAACGUCCGGCGCUGUCGACUUAUCAACGCUCUGCUCGAGUCCUUUAACAGCCACCAGAGUGUGUUCGAUAUACGACACACCUCUGUGCCUUCAUUUCCCUCCGCUUGGUUCCAGUCACACUGUUACAGGUUGGCAUGGUUAUAGGAGAGCACAGAUGGUAUAUUCCUAUGCAUUCUGCAUUAGAGAUCCGAUAGUUGGUUUACUGUAUGAUGGUCCAGGAAAAUCUUAAAAUGCGUAAAUUAGGUAAAAGUUGAACGUAAAAGUGGCUAACACUCAUCAUGCAGUCACACAAUGAUUUAAAUUCUUAACUUUUUAAAACAAGCAGCUGAAAAUAUUCCAGGUUGAUCAACAUCUGGAUCCAGUACUGUAACUCGCAGCCUAUAAUCUGAGUGCAUUAUCCACUGCACUCUGCCGCCACAGAGAACAUAGAUAACACACACAGCUGAUCACAUGCUUUAGGCUUUAUCUGAUUAGCAUGGUGUUACAUGUGGAGAACCGGGGACGUCACAGGAGAAGUAAUAAAACAUUUCCUUCAUUUCAUAUUUUAAAAAUAGCAAUAUUAAAAAGAAUUUAUAAAUGAAGGAAUAAUCCAUCAGUUAAUACUUGAUAUUUAAAAAUUCAUU
Molecule: messenger RNA, 2661 nt
Organism: Seriola dumerili (greater amberjack)
Lineage: Eukaryota; Metazoa; Chordata; Actinopteri; Carangiformes; Carangidae
Gene: desi1a
Product: desumoylating isopeptidase 1-like
Exons: 6
Coding region: 91-597 (168 amino acids)
Biological process (GO): protein modification by small protein removal
Molecular function (GO): peptidase activity
Source: RefSeq, a predicted model, not a curated record